Cyprinus carpio (common carp) is the source of this 747-nucleotide messenger RNA. RefSeq names its product collagen alpha-3(IX) chain-like (gene col9a3). Lineage: Eukaryota; Metazoa; Chordata; Actinopteri; Cypriniformes; Cyprinidae. The record is from RefSeq and is a predicted model, not a curated record. Bases 328 to 747 code for a protein of 139 amino acids. The transcript has 8 exons.
UUUAUUUUCAAGAGGCAUAUCAAUUACAUACAUCCAGUCUUCCAUGAAAAAUAAGAAGAGUAUGCUGUAAAAAAAACGUCUCAUGAGAACUUAGAAUCACCAGCAUUACUGUCUAGUAGGCUACAUGUUUUAAUUGCCAGUACUGAGAACAUGCCAGUUGAGACCGCGUGUAAUUCGCUCGUGUGUGUGUUUCUCGUGGGAUGGGUUUGCAUCUCUCGACUGGUCUGGGAGUGAGCUGACCGCCCCCUCCGCCGGACUCCUGCUCUUUAUCUGCAUUCAUACUGAGAGCGUGCAGCACAGGGCACAGGGCUGAGGAGCGCAGGAGCCAUGGCCGUGUUCUCAGCGCUUCAGUUACUCUUCCUCUUCCAGCUGCUCACGUCGUCUCUCGCUCAGCAAAGGCCAGGUCCUCGGGGUGCACCUGGAGUGCCAGGGCCGCCGGGACCCCCAGGGAAAGACGGCAUCGACGGUAAACCUGGCCCUGCUGGACUUCCUGGAAAGCCUGGCCCGAAGGGUAAAGCAGGUAAACCUGGGGCCGCAGGGAGCCCGGGACUGCCUGGCCUCCCUGGUGUGGAUGGUUUGACCGGUCUGGACGGUCCAGCAGGCAAGGAUGGGCCGCCAGGAGCAGCAGGUGACCCAGGACCUCCCGGACCGGAUGGACCCCCUGGCAGAGGCAGACCAGGAGCUCUGGGUCUUGCUGGAGCUAAUGGACUUUUCCAGGUGGACCAGGACCUAAGGGUCCGCCGGUGA